CGACGGUUACAUGGGUUCACAGUAUUUGGGUUUCCAGCCAACUGUCUGCUGCCGAGUGUUGGUGGGGGCUCGGCUGAACCGGUUCACAUUUUAAAACCUUGGGGGCUGUCUGAACGGCGUAGAGAGCCAUGUCUCCAUCAGUCCCCCUCCAGGAGAUGAUACGGGCCAUUAGGUCUGCCAGGACGCAGUGCGAGGAGCGCGGCGUCAUCCAGAGGGAGUGUGCCGCCAUCCGGGCUCAGUUCAGACAAUCGGACAACGGUAGUCGAUCACACAACCUGGCCAAGCUGCUCUACGUGCACAUGCUGGGCUACCCCGCUCACUUUGGUCAGAUGGAGUGUGUUCGGAUGAUAGCCAGCCCUCGCUACAGUGAGAAGCGUGUGGGGUACCUGGGAGCCAUGAUGCUGCUGGAUGAGAAGCAGGAUGCCAGUUUGCUCAUCACCAACUCCAUCAAGAAUGACCUCUCUCACAGUAAUCAGUACGUGCAGUCUCUGGCUCUGUGCACACUGGCCUGCAUGGGUUCAGCUGAGAUGUGCAGAGAUCUGGCGCCAGAGAUCGACCGUCUGCUCCGAGCCUCCAACUCCUACAUCAAAAAGAAGGCUGCUCUCUGUGCGGUUCAUAUUGUGAGGAAAGUCAACGAGCUCGGGGAGCUCUUCGCCCCAGCAGCUCGAUCCCUCCUCUCAGAGAAAAACCACGGUGUGUUACAUGGUGCUGUGGUGCUCAUCACUGAGCUGUGUGAGAGGAAUCCAGAGACUCUGGAGCGCUUCAGAAAGACAGUACCAGAUCUGGUUCAGAUCAUGAAGGGUUUGGUCAUCUCGGGUUAUUCUCCAGAGCAUGACGUUGCAGGAAUCAGUGAUCCCUUCCUACAGGUUCGCAUCUUGAGGUUGCUGAGGAUUCUGGGCCGCAACAAUGAACCAGCCAGUGAUGCCAUGAAUGACCUACUAGCUCAGGUGGCAACUAAUACAGACAGCACAAAGACUGUUGGUAAUGCUGUGCUGUACGAGACAGUUCUCACUGUGUUAGACAUCAAGUCAGAGAGCGGCCUCAGGGUUUUGGCUGUGAACAUUCUGGGAAGAUUUCUCCUGAACAAUGACAGAAACAUUCGGUACAUUGCCAUGAUCUCUCUUCAGAAGAUUGUUGGGACAGACCACAAUGCAGUGCAGCGCCACAGGGGGACUAUCGUGGACUGCCUGAAGGACCAGGAUGCAUCCGUCAAACGUCGUGCGUUGGAUCUCUCCUUGGCGUUGGUGUCAGCCUCCAACAUCCGCUCCAUGAUGAAGGAGCUGCUACUCUUCCUCUCCUCCUGUCCUCCUGAGCUCCGCUCUCAGGCUGCCAGCGGUAUAUUCAAUGCUGCAGAGAGGUAUGCUCCCUCCCAGCGCUGGCACAUUGACACCAUCCUGCAUGUCCUCACCACGGCAGGGGGCGACGUGAGGGACGAGACAGUCCCAAACUUGAUCCAGCUCAUCACCAACGCCUCAGAGCUGCACUGUUACACCGUCCAUAAACUGUACAGAGCUCUACUGACUGACAUCUCCCAGCAAUCCCUGGUGCAGGUGGCGUGUUGGUGUAUAGGAGAGUACGGAGACCUGCUGCUAAGAGGAGAGUGUCAGGAGACUGAACCCGUUCAGGUCACUGAAGAUGAUGUCUUGGACGCCUUGGAAACCGUCCUGCAGUCCCACAUGUCGUCCCCGACAACCAGAGGCUUCGCUCUUACGGCCACCAUGAAACUGAGCACACGCAUCACUGAUAAUGUGGACCGGAUCAGAAGCAUCGUCAGCAUCUACGGCAGCUGUAUAGACGUGGAGCUCCAGCAGAGGGCAGUUGAAUACAAUGCUCUGUUCAAGAAAUAUGACCACAUGAGGGCAGCCGUGCUAGAGAGGAUGCCUGUGAUUGAGAAAAACUCUCCUGGUCACACUAACGGAGAGUCAGCGGGGGAGAACGUCAAGGAAACUCAAUUAGCUAAAUUCAAACAGGGAGAAACACUGCUGCCUCCUCAACCUGCAAACCAGGUGUGUGAUCUGUUAGACCUGCUCGGAAGCUCUGAGGAAACUCUACAGCCUAGCCCAGCAGUGAGUGGUCCAGUACCCGGCCUUCCUGCUAAUACUGCUGGAGGAGACCUACUGGAUCUGCUGGGGGGGUUAGAGCCUGCACCAGUCGCACCAGCUCCCACAGUGUCAGUGUACGAUAAAGACGGUGUGACUCUGACACUCAGUUGUGAGAAACAGUCAGAUUCUGGCCUGACAGUCACACUAACAGCCUCCAACUCCACAGACUCAGACAUUAGCAGCUUCACCCUGCAGGCUGCCGUACCCAAGAGUGUCCAGUUACACAUGAAGGCCCCGAGUGGAGACUCUCUUCCUGCUCGAGGUGCAGCUAAAGUGACACAGAUGGUCAUGCUGAACAACCCUAACAAGGUGAGCCUGAAGAUGAGGAUCCGCAUAUCUUACACCAGACAGGGCUCAGCCUUUCAGGACACGGUUCAGAUUGACUCCUUCCCCGGACUAGGUGCUGCGGGACACUGACAGCAGCCUGUCAGUCUAACCGGACUAUGAUGGCGGUCAGUGGAUGAGUCAGCAGACACCAUCAAGUCUUUGUUUGGCUCUGACACACCAACACUACAGUCCACGCUGCUGUUUCUUUCUCAAAUUCACGAUUUUAUUCUCGUUUCUCGACUGGAGAACACUCGUCUUUCAACGGAAAUCAUCACAGCCUCACGCAGUUUGCUCCUCUUGAUUCCAGGUGUUGAUGGGAGCAAUGAUGGCGUUGUUUUAAACAUGGCAAAGCUUGAAGAAAUGCUGGUCUAAGAUGUAAAAUGUGAUACAUAUCUGGUAUUUUUGCAAUGAAAUCUGUCAGGAGAAAGUUUUACACCCAGGGAUUUUUAACAGCUGCUUUUUUAACUUUUCACUCCAUUCAUAUUUACCAUCAGGGUUCCUGACACUCAGAUUGAGCCACUAGAUCAUUUUUUUCCUUAUAUUUUUUACAUCCAGUGAAACAGUCUCUUUAAUGAAAUACAGUUAGAUCUGUAUUUGGACAGUAACACUUUUUUUUUUAUCAUUUUGCAUCUUUUUACUUUACUACUUGCUUCUAAACUAUCAACAUGUGACUGAACUGUAGACUUUCAGCUUUGAUUUAAGGGGUUUUAUCCAAGUAAAAGCAUUUAAAAAGCCAUUUUAUUCAAAGCUUUGUUAUUAGGAGCUUGAAAAUAUUCUGAGUUUGCUCCCUAGAGAUCCUUUUCCAACCUUUACUGUAGCUGCUUCCACUUUCUGCAUGUUUAUGAGUCUUUCUGCCCUCAGUUUUGUCUUCAGGAACUGAAAAUCAUGCUCUCUUGGGUUAAGCCAUUGCAGAAUAGACCAUGUCUUUGCCUUCAGAAGCUCUUGGGUUGCUGUUUCAGUAUGUUUUGAGUCAUAAUCGAUCUUCACUACAAAGCACGGGUAAUUAACUGGUGGGUCGGUACCCAGAAGUGGAGCUGUUUCCAGUGGUCACGGCCUGGUGCCUGGAAAAAGAAUUAUGGGAAAGUAUUAAGGCAUUUGUUUUACUCUGAUUUGCUGGAGAAGGGAGAGAUUCUUGUCGUUUUCUAAAGAUCUUGACUUUUUCAUCCUGUUAUCGAAGGGGGCUUUCACACCUGUGUUGUUUGAUCUGGACUUUCAGAUUUCUCAGUCCAGUCUGGAUAAAUGAUAGGUAUGAAACCAGUGUCUUGACAUAAGGAGGGAAGCAACCACGCCUGGUCAUGAAACGGCUCCUUAGAUUGUUUUCCAAAUACUUCUGAGCCUUUUUUAAUGGAGGCACUUUAAAUGAAAUGGUUGUAAUUCCUUAAUUUUAAAAGCCAUAUUUUUGUGAAACCCCUUCAAUGAAAGCUGAAAAUCAUCAUUUCAGACACAUAUUGUUUCAUUUCAAAUCCAUUGUGGCAGUAAAAAGGAGCAAACUCAAGGAAAAUGGUGUCUCUGUCCUAAUACUUACAGAACUAACCUAUUUUUCCUUCAUUAUGUCACUUAAAUAUUUUGCUAAACACUCACAAAUGAGCUGCUACUCCUUUUUUUAGUUUUAUCGUCGUUAUUUUAAGGGAAAACACUACCACUGCAGCAUGUAGGAUUUCAACUUUAAGUUAAAAUCUCAGAUACUUUGAUAUUUUGUAAUAGUUUCCUUAAGUCACAGAUCAAUGCUAUCAAUAGAUAUAAAAACUGUGUUUGAUAAAGCAGGUAUGCAGAAGAAGCAUUGGCCCUUCUUAAAUUGCAAAGAAACUACUUCAUACAGUCAGAUUUGCACAAAACAUUGUCAAAAAGCUGCUGAUGUUUUUGUGUAAUUUAGACCAGUGGUUCUCAGUUGGUGGGCCAGGACCCAAAAGUGGGACACGAACUGGUUUCAGAAAAAAAAGGCAAAAAGGCAAAAUAUCUCUGAUAUUGAAGUGCUAGGCAAACAUCUAUCCAUAUGCUUCAUUUUGCAGGAAAAUUAGUAAAUUUUGACUGUUUUCUUGAGAUUUUCACUUAUUUAUCCUGUUAUCUUGGAUGGAAAUAUUUUGAAGUAAGUUAGUUUUUAUAUGAUAAUUUGUAAAUGUCUUGUCACCUUUCAAAAAUCAACCAUAAUGUGUUAUAAUGGUAAAACAUAGUGAAAUAAAAUGUUUGCAUGCAUGUCCUUCUAAAGUUCCGUCCAAGGUCCAAAUUUCAGCAUUUUUUGUUUAAUUAAUUUAAUAAAAAUCUGAAUUUUGGGGCCCUACUUCACAUUACAGUAGGUAGUGGGUCCCAUGACUGGACCAGUUGAGAACCACUGAUUUAGACAGUGUGUUGGAGUUCAAAAAACAAAAAGAAAUUGCACAGUUUCAGGUGAUUAACACCUCCAUUUUGUUUCAGUUAUAGAAAAAAAAUGCAUCAGUUUAGUUUUAGUUCUACUCUAGUAAUAUCAAAGUUUAAAUUCCAGUAUCAGGACAACCCUCCAAUCUUGUGUGUUGCAUUCACUUGUCUUCAGUCGUCCCUGUUUUUCAUUCCUCAUUCAGCUGAACCUCCUUAGUAAUUCCCCUGUGCCUUUCAUCCUUUGAAGAUUUGCGGGUUUAUGGAAAAAAUGCAAUUCUAUAUAGUUUUCAAGGCAGAGAAAUGGUUUUAAAUGUAAGUGAUGUUGUUUUAAAGUGUUUCUAUCACUCCCAUUGAUCAGGUUCACCUUGCCUGCUGUUUACAGAGGCUUCUGACUUAUUUUAUUUUAUGAAGACUGUAUAAAAUAAGAGAAAUGGACAUGGUGGUGUCUGAAGUUGUAUAUUUUACCUGAUAAGCACAAUAAGAAGAGAUCUCUUAUACAACCCUUUGUUGUAGAAGGAUGAUAAAAUGAGCUGUAAAAAGUGUCAGCUUUAUUGUUGAUUCAUCUCUUAACCAUGGAGCUCUUUAAAAAAAAAACUCUGGAUAAUGUUAGCAAUGGUGCUCCAUAUGGACUCAGUGUAAGUUCAGACUGUUUCAGAUCACUACAUGAACUAAAAAGUCAAGAAUAUUAUGUCAGGUGUCUUUAAAUCUGCAGUUUCAUGUCAUUUUCUAAUAAAAAUCAGUUUUCAGGAUCCUCA
Messenger RNA from Cheilinus undulatus (humphead wrasse), 5536 nucleotides. It is a transcript of the gene ap1g2, whose product is annotated as adaptor related protein complex 1 subunit gamma 2. The transcript has 22 exons. The record is from RefSeq and is a predicted model, not a curated record. NCBI's taxonomy places the organism in Eukaryota, Metazoa, Chordata, Actinopteri, Labriformes, Labridae. Gene Ontology annotation, cellular component: AP-1 adaptor complex; Golgi apparatus; membrane coat. Gene Ontology annotation, molecular function: clathrin-cargo adaptor activity. The coding region runs from base 129 to 2519 and encodes 796 amino acids. Gene Ontology annotation, biological process: Golgi to vacuole transport; receptor-mediated endocytosis; intracellular protein transport.